This is a messenger RNA of Macadamia integrifolia, 1557 nucleotides long. RefSeq lists its product as uncharacterized. The record is from RefSeq and is a predicted model, not a curated record. The transcript has 2 exons. Bases 206 to 1297 code for a protein of 363 amino acids. NCBI's taxonomy places the organism in Eukaryota, Viridiplantae, Streptophyta, Magnoliopsida, Proteales, Proteaceae. Gene Ontology annotation, molecular function: nucleotide binding.
UAUGUGUAUCUUCACCUACUUUAUUUCCUUGUAUAUUGCAAUCCAUUCUAGAUUUAGAUCUCUAAAAUUGUUUCUUUACAGAAGAGAAGCAUAGGAUAUUUGAAGAAAAGUAAGAACAUCUUUUAGUUAUGUGGGCGUAGGUUCAAGAAAAACCAUAAUCUCCUUUCUCUGAACACAUUCAACCUACAUUCUCUAACAUUUAGACAUGGCAGAUACGCCAAUCCGAUUCGGUGUUCUGGGUUGUGCAGAAGUAUCGCGGACUCUAUCGAAGAAGCUAUCGAGAGCUAUAACACUCUGUCCCAACUCAACCCUCGUUGCCGUUGGCAGCAGUUCUCUCGACGAGGCCAAGGAAUUUGCUGCGAAGAGCGGAGUUCCUCCGUCAGCGAAGAUCUAUGGAAGCUACGAAGCUGUCCUCGAUGAUCCAGAUGUAGAAGCAGUGUAUGUGCCUCUUCCACCAAAACUGCACUUGGGGUGGGCGGUGCUGGCUGCGAAGAAGAAGAAGCACUUGCUUUUGGAGAAGCCCGUGGCCUUGAACGUGGCUGAGUUUGAUCAGAUCGUGGAGGCCUGUGAGGCCAAUGGAGUGCAGUUCAUGGACGGAACCUUGUGGAUGCACCACCCUAGGACUUCCAAAAUGAAGGAAUUCCUCUCCGAUACGCAGCGUUUCGGUCACGUCAAAACGGCAAGCUUCUUUCAUCUUAAUAUCUUCUUUGUUCACAGCAUCUUUUCAGUUGCUGUUAAUGAUGAUUUUCUUAAGAAUGACAUCAGAUUAAAGCCAGAUCUUGAUGGGCUUGGGUCUCUGGGUGAUGCUGGGUGGUACUGCAUCAGGUCUAUAUUGUGGGCUUGUGACUAUGAACUUCCCAAGACACUGGUUGCCCUCCAUGGAUCUGUUCUUAAUGAAGCAGGAGUGAUCUUGGAUUGUGGAUCUUCUUUACAGUGGGAAGAUGGGAAGACAGCAACUUUCCAUUGCUCAUACCUCUCCAAUUUGACCACAGAUAUAACUAUAGUUGGAACAAAAGGAACUCUACAAGUUAAUGAUUUCAUUAUCCCUUAUGAAGAGAAAUCUGCUUCAUCUUCUGUGGCUUCUAAGACUGGAUUCAUGGAGCUAGUGGUCACAUUAGAUCUCCCUCAGGAGAUAUGCAUGGUGAGGGAGUUCUCAAGGUUGGUGAAAAGUAUUAAAGAGUGUGGUUCUGAACCGGAGAGUAAGUGGCUUAGCAUCCGCAGGAAGACACAACUGGUUAUGGAUGCAGUCAAGGCAUCCAUUGCGAAAGGUUUUAAGCCCAUCCAGCUUGGGGUUUAAGCCAGAUUGAGGGAAAAGGUUCUGGGCUCAUCGGGAGUAGCUUUCUAAAAGCAAAAGGUUUUACUUUAAUCUACUCUAUCAUUCAAAGAACUGCUUCCCAAGAGAAUCACUCAAUAAAAUCAAAAGAAAUGCAAAUGUAUUCUAUCCUAUAUUCCUUUAGGCUUAAAGAGAAUACCAUACUACUUAGGGCCGUUUAAUUUUGUUUCUACUGUUUCUAGACACAGAAACAAUAGAAAUGGUUUUUUUUGUUUUUGUGCUAA